UUGCCUAUUUAAUGACAGUGGAAAAAAAAUUAUCGAAGUGAAGUAAAGUUUUGUCAAUUUUGCCAAAGCGAUAAAGCGAAUUUCAUCAAUCACCAUUUAACAAUUCAGUUUCAAGUGCCGGUUAGAAAUAAACAAUGGAAGGUUUUAUUGAAGUUAAUGAAAUAUCCGAUUUUGUAUCAUACAUACGCAGUAUUGAAUGGCGUGAUCCAUGGCUCAUAGCGCUGCUGUCUUUCCACAUUCUUGUUACAUUUACUUGCUUCUCAACACGGAAUUAUGGAAACUUUCAAGUUAUUCUUUUUAUAACACUAUUACUAUUGGUGUAUUUCUCGGAGAACAUAAACGAAGUAGCGGCGAGGAACUGGACAUUAUUCUCUAGACAGCAGUACUUUGACAGCAAGGGUCUCUUCAUUUCAGUCGUGUUUUCAAUCCCAAUAUUGCUCAACUGUAUGAUAAUGGUGGGUUCAUGGUUAUAUCAAUCAACGCAGAUAAUGACAAAUUUAAAGAAGGCACAAUUGCGACAGCGUCUCAAAGAACUGAACAUGCACAGGGAACAGCAACAGAAGAUAAUGAAAACAGAGUAAGACACGUCAAUUGCAAAAAUAUUCAUGCUAAACAUACCGCUCGGUACAUUGUGAUAUGCAACGCAAUUUUCCUGAUAAUAAUACGAUGCCUUUAUAAAAAAAAAUAUUCGUGUGUAGAUUUUAUUUGAUAAAAAAACAGUGAUAAAAUUAGUCAGAUUUACUACUAAAAUCGUUUAAUAGGGUUUUUUAUGAAAAAUCUACGCUUAAGGGCGCUUAAUGACUAUUAAACGACUGUGGGUUUAGUUAAUCGUAUCGUCUUAAUAUAUUGAUCAGGUUUUGUGUAAAUCUUGCCAAUAGAUGACAUGUAAAUUCAAAAACAAUACACAUUGUUCCUGUUGAAUGUCAAAUGGCUAUUGUAUACUAAAACUGUACACAUGACUUUGUUUUUAAUUACGAGUAAAGGAUAACGGACUUACUCUAAUAUAAACGUAAUGACUUUUUUAAUACCUUUUUUAAUAUGACUCGACUGGUCUAUUAAAAAUAACGGAAUUUGAGGUAUAUUUUAUCAAAUAUUACUAACUUAAAACAUUAAUCGUAUUUUUUCUGACUAAACAAGUUUCCGGAAGAAAAAAUCUUAUUUAUUUAAUUAAUUCAGCCUUCAAAAUCACGAUAAACGGUAAUCUUUAAUUCAAUCAAGUUUGGAAUCAUCCAAAGUUUUCAAAUUGUAAUUUUUAACAGUACAACAUUUAAUUCAAAGUUCACACGAACAAGGUUAGAACAUAACCUUGAUAAGCCGGUUUCGCCAACAUUUACACAGAUGCAAAAAAUAAAAAAAAAAUACAUUAAAGUUGCAACGCUUAUAAAUCCAUUCGUGUUAUCUACAUAUCAAUUUUAGACAUUUUUUUAAAUAUUAGAAAUUAUCUGAUUUGCCUUGACAUUGAAAACGAUUUGAUAGAUAAAAAAAUAUCGCUUGAUUGUGCGUAUACUA
Papilio polytes (common Mormon) is the source of this 1509-nucleotide messenger RNA. RefSeq names its product transmembrane protein 18 (gene Tmem18). Lineage: Eukaryota; Metazoa; Arthropoda; Insecta; Lepidoptera; Papilionidae. The transcript has 4 exons. Bases 135 to 581 code for a protein of 148 amino acids. The record is from RefSeq and is a predicted model, not a curated record. Gene Ontology annotation, cellular component: nuclear membrane.